This is a messenger RNA of Eleginops maclovinus (Patagonian blennie), 5674 nucleotides long. RefSeq names its product terminal nucleotidyltransferase 4A (gene tent4a). Gene Ontology annotation, molecular function: poly(A) RNA polymerase activity; mRNA binding. The record is from RefSeq and is a predicted model, not a curated record. Gene Ontology annotation, cellular component: TRAMP complex; nucleolus. Lineage: Eukaryota; Metazoa; Chordata; Actinopteri; Perciformes; Eleginopidae. Gene Ontology annotation, biological process: RNA 3'-end processing.
UGAAUUCCCGUAGGAAACGGCUUGCAUUUUUUUCCCUCAGCAGCUAGCGGUGUGUAAAUGGGACAGUUUAUCACUUAGGUUUUAAUUUUUAAAUUCUCUUUUCGUUAUCCGGCACAGAGCAGUGACAUUUGGAAAGGACACCAGGGGAGCAGAUUUUAAAACGGGGCUUGUGUGUGGUAGUAACUGGGGGGGGGGGGAGAAAAAGAAGUUGAAUGGAUCCGAGGGUAGCUUGGAUUCAGCCCGAACAGAAAGGACCUGCGAACGCCUUAUGGAUGCACGUCUGGGAGACCUCUCAGGGAGCACGGACACUCUCAUCCGCCCAGCACCAGAACUACAACCAGUGUGUGAAAUACGGUACGUUGGGGGGUUUAAAAAAUGUGGCAUCGAGCAAGAGCAGCAGCAGCAGCCAUCACAGCAUCACUAGUACUGCGAUUUCCUCCCUGGAUAUAAGGCUGUCCAACGAGAACUCUUUCUCCGGCACUGAACCAGAGGGGAAAUCCUUGCUCCAGAAAACGGGAAUCUCAUCCACCACCUCCUCGCAGGAAUCCCGUACCCCUUCCAGCUGUGAGAGGACUAUGGGUGGAAAUGUAACAGGCAAUAUUAAUAAUACAAAUAAAAACGUCGGGGGUGCCAAUCUCCUCCUCCACGGCAUGGAUAAUAAUGUCUAUCAGCACCCGGCUUUCCAGCAGCUUUGCAUGAAGCGCCAUCAGGUUCACCCCUCCGUACCUGAAAACCCCACACACAACCACCAUCCGGGCCGGAGGAAAAGUGAAAACAAAGCGAGCACUUAUGGGAUGAAUUACUUGCUUUCAAACUGCACUAAUGGCAAUUAUACGUGCACUUCUUGGACGCCAUGGAAGACGAGGAAGUACAACCCUGGGGUCCUGGGACUCCACGAGGAGGUGAUUGACUUCUACAACUUCAUGUCUCCUCGCCCAGAGGAAGCAGCUAUGAGGAAGGAGGUGGUGAAGCGGAUAGAGAUGGUCAUCAAGGAGCUGUGGCCCACUGCAGACGUCCAGAUAUUUGGUAGCUUCAGCACAGGGCUGUACCUUCCGACCAGUGACAUUGACCUGGUGGUGUUUGGGAAGUGGGAUCGACCCCCGCUGCAAGAACUGGAACAAGCUCUUCGCAAACAUAAUGUGGCCGAACCUUUCUCCAUUAAAGUGCUGGACAAAGCUACGGUGCCAAUCAUCAAGCUGACCGACCAGGAGACAGAGGUGAAGGUGGACAUCAGCUUCAAUGUGGAGACGGGCGUCAAGGCGGCGAGCUUCAUUAAAGAUUAUGUCAAGAUGUAUCCCGUGCUGCCUUACCUGAUCUUUGUCCUGAAGCAGUUCCUGCUGCAGCGGGAUCUAAACGAAGUCUUCACCGGGGGAAUCAGCUCGUACAGCCUCAUCCUCAUGGUCAUCAGCUUCCUACAGCUCCAUCCACGCAUCGACGCCAGAAACCCCAAUGAGAAUUUGGGCGUGCUGCUGAUCGAGUUCUUCGAGUUGUACGGCCGCCACUUCAACUACUUGAAAACAGGGAUUCGCAUCAAAAACGGAGGCGGGUACCUAGCCAAAGAGGAGAUCAUGAAGUCCAUGACCAACGGCUACAGGCCGUCCAUGCUCUGCAUAGAGGACCCGCUGCUCCCAGGCAAUGAUGUGGGGAGGGGUUCCUAUGGUGCCAUGCACGUCAAGCAGGUGUUCGACUACGCCUACACUGUCCUGAAUCACGCCGUGACCCCGCUCGCUCGCUCCUAUCCCAACAAAGACUCCGAAAGCACCAUGGGAAGGAUCAUCCGGUUGACCCAGGAAGUGAUCGACUACAGGGAAUGGAUCAUUAAGAAGUGGGGGGGGCGGGAUCUGGCACGGACAGACAACAGAGUUUCCCCUCCCAAGGAGCCGGAGCCCUGCGUGCUGGGUGGGGGUGUCGGGCUGGAGGAGCAGCAAAGGGAUUCCGCCUCUCCCCACAGCGCAGACUCCCCCAUGUCCAUCUCCAGCCCCCAGCAGCACUCCUCUGUCUCCGUCUCCUCGCUGUCGGGAUCAGACAACGACUCGGAUUCAGCGCUGCCGUGUCCCGUCCCUCCGCCCACCAUGCCACCGUUCCCGUCUUUCCCGCCUCUGGGUCUAGCUCUGCCCCCGGGCCUCAGCCUAGGCAAACACGGCAUGGGGGGGCACCACCACCUCAUCCUGCAUCCAGGCUCACAGGCUCGCGUCUCGCUGCCCGGUGGUCUAGCCAUGCACUCCAUACCUGGCAGACAGGUGUGUAUAGACACCGGGCUCCCCCACUUCUUCCACAUGCCCCCCCCAGCCCACGGUCAUGCCCCCGCCCCCUCCAGCCCCCAGCCUCUGUCCAGCCCCCACUCCAGCCACACACACAAGAAUGGCGUGAAGUUCAACGUGAAGGGCUUCCACAACCCGCCGCUGGUCAACAACCCCGUGCUGAUUAACCGCGGACACACACACACUCACUCUCACACACAGUACCACCGCAACACGUGGCGGCGCAGGAAGAGGGACAGCCUACCAGUCAGCCUCAGCAGAUAGAAACCACUCCUCUUCCUCCCCCACGUCUGCCCCCUAUUUCUCUGGAUGCAAACCCCCCCCCCCACACCCUCCGUCAGUCUCUGAGGAGGACCGAGGACCAGCAGUUUCCGGGCUGCCGCGACACAGAACGACAGCCCCUCAGCAUCUUCUUCCUAAAAUCCCUACCUUUCCAUCCCUGCAUGACUCCCUUUGAGUUCUCAGUAUUAUGUUCCUUUCAGUAUUCCUCCCCAUCUCGGUUUCAGGUCUCUCACUGUUGUUGUUGUUUUGUUUUCGACUGACUUGGUGGUGACGCCGUUGCCAAGUUCACCUGACCUCGUCUGCCUCUGGUUCAGUGUUCCUUUUUUAAUGUUCUUUUUUUUUACAGUUUAUACUCUUAAGAACAAACUUUUCAUUUGUGCAAUAAUGUUAUGUUUCUUUCGGAAACUAAAGUAAAUGCUUAUUUAAUUUGUGUGUGUAUAUGUAAAGGCAUUUUUAUACAGUUGUUUUAUUUUUGUAGAGUUUUAAAUUUUGUUUACGAAUCCUUUCCUGAGGCAGCAUCUCUGGAGUGUGUGUGCAAGUGUGUACCAUAGUUGUUUAUGUAUGUGUGAGUGUGUGUGUGCUGUCUGUCAGGUUGAGACGGACCCCCGUUCAGACCCCCACCCCCUCCUCCUUCUCUUCUCUCUUUCCUCGAUAUUCCCUCCACUUUCCUUCGUCUGUCUUGUGAAAAAUGGGCGAGGUUAACAAGGAAUUCCUCCUGGAAGUUUUGUUCCUCAGCCCAGUUGAUCUAAGGCAGGGGUGUCCAAACUACAACCCGGGGGCCAAAUGCGGCACGCAGGCCAUUUUGAAUCGGCCCUCAGCAAAUUCUAAAAGUAUAAUGCAAUAUGGCCCAUACUUUAAACUUCAGCUUGUCUUAUAUUGUACUUCUCAAAUAUAUGUUUACAUAUAUUAAUGAGCCCAAUUUCAAAUAAAUCCAGUCAUUUAGAAUGUAAAACAUUGUAGUUGAUAAAAAAAAAAAGCCCAAUAACUUCCAUAACAAGCUUGAAAUCUAACCUUCAUAUUUACUCUUAUUAUAAACAAUCUGAUGCUUCUGUUUUAAGGAAUGAGCUGCCAACACAAUUAAUGAAACCCUUAAGAGAGAUGGGAUGUAGGCAGUUUUUUCCUUAAACCAUUUGAAAGUAUCGGGCAUUAUUCGCCUACAUUUGAUCUGUUUUGCUAAUCUGUAACCUAACUUAUGAGGCAAUAUUCACCUUUAUAAGUGGCCCAGCUCUUUUUCUGUAUGUGGCCCUCGGUGAAAAAAGUUUGGACACCCCUGGUCUAAGGCAUCCUGGAGGGAAGUGAAGGGAUGGAAAAUUGCACCCUGGGAAAUCCUGAGAAACAAGAGGAGAGGGUGUCAUUCUGUUUUGGCCUAGAAGAGCAGAUCUAGCGGUGCCACCUUGAGAUUGUUUGUUUUUUUAUCUCUCCGUAAGCGUGGCCAUCUUUCACUCAAACGGAGGAGAUUUUUAAGGGAACGGGAAGAGCCUGUUCGGUUAAACAUGUCCUAUUUGUGCUCGUCUCUCUUUAUGACGGGUUGUGGCCAAGAAAGCAACAGCUUAUCUGACUUGAAUUUGAAGAUUAGGGAAACAGGGCCUCAGAGAAAUCCUCGUAGUCUCUCCGGUCGAAGGGACCUGGUUGUUGGAGCGCUAGGCUCUUGUCCGCAGCUGUAAAAGAGUGCAGACCAACACUUAGAUGCUCAGCGAUAAGGUUUUCCCCUUCAUGCUCCCGGACAAAGGAGAUGGAGGGAGGGGGUGUCUUCCUGAACCAAUGACCCUAGUGAAAGGGAAUUUUAUUUUGAUUCCAUUCAGGAAUCUCCUGUAUAUUCAAUUGCCAGGUACUUCCGCUAAUUGUUUGCAAUGCCUUUCUUUGUGUUUACUUGGAGUGUGUGUUCGUCGUUUCAUGUGAGACACACACUCGCAGGCAGGACUGUCGAAGGCUGUGACUCGCCCCGAACACGGCACACACACUGGUGUUAUUACUAUGCAAGUGGAUUAUUCUAAUUAUUGUCUUGUCUCUCCAUUUUUGUCUCUUUUUUUUCUCCAUAUGACAAACACUGCUUGUUGGACUCGUGUUACUGACUGUCAAGACUCGUAAGCCAUGGCAUCUUUCUCCCCCUCCCCCCCCCGUUGUCUUGAAUCAAGGUCCCGCUAUGUUUCAAAGUCUAGUUUUCUACAUCUAUCAGUCUAAUGUAAGGAAUGGGGAUGUAAAUGUCAGUGGUCUGUGUCGUGCGUGACAAAGUGAAACGUGUGUGAGGAAGUAUCGAGACUCAUGACUUUAUUCAUUUUUAAAAAUCAGACUGCUCAUGAGCGGGAGCGCCCAGAGAGCGACUUGCACUCUGCAGGUGCACUUCAGAGAGUGUCCAAAAACAAUUCUCCAGUGCUGUUAGAAUAUUUAUGUUUACCUCUUCUUUUUAAAACCAUGGCAACUCAGUCAGAACCGCACCUGGCAUCAUUUCUCAGAUGAAGGUUUCCUGAUUUGACCGCGGAUGAUGAGCUAACCAUCACCUCUAACAGCUUCCAUCCGCCCUUUGGUGCAUGAAUACUCAGUUACAUAAAAUCCUACCCCCCCAUAAACAAAUUGGAUGUAGUUUUAAACUGCAUCCCUGUCGGCCAUGUUAGCUUUUUAGAGAUAUGAACGACCGUUGGUUAAGAGGCUGACAAUGGAAUUGGUAAAAGUUGAUAGUUGACUGGUUGGUUGCCAGCAUCUCCACAGAAAAGACUUGACAUGCAGUAUCCGAAGAAGUCUGUACCGAUUGAAGUCUCAGUGGUUUCGGUUGUGCUCUGAUUCUCCAGAUUGGCGGGAAAACAAAGCGUCAGAGAGACAGCCGGGGCCGCUGAGAUUUCAGCGUACACAUGAACAUGUAGAUGCAGUGAUAUAAGAGCCCUCGUUGCAAAACCAUGAGGGAUUUUAAACUGGCGGCUGCUGUUUUAGAGAGAAGCGGCAGCCCCUCUUUGUCCUGGCUGAUUCCUGUGAGCAGUGGCCCUCUGAAUGCACACUAAGCUACCGGUGGACAGAGGGACCCCCUGCUCAGCUUGUGGUUGUUCUUUCUUCUUUUUUUUUUGGGUUGUUUUUUUGACAUUUGUAUGUAAAUAUAUUUUUUUCUAUUUUAUUUUUUAAUAAACAUUUUAAAACUGCCA